This is a messenger RNA of Staurois parvus, 2095 nucleotides long. The record is from the annotation of a GenBank genome assembly. Lineage: Eukaryota; Metazoa; Chordata; Amphibia; Anura; Ranidae.
AUGACGUCGGCAACUGACAGCUGUAUUCAGUUCACUCGACAUGCCAGUGAUGUUCUCCUGAACCUGAACCGUCUCCGAAGUAGGGACAUUCUGACAGAUGUGAUCAUCGUUGUAAACAGGGAGCACUUUCGAGCUCACAAGACAGUGCUCAUGGCUUGCAGUGGACUGUUUUAUACAAUCUUCACCGACCAGAUGAAGUGCAAUAUGAGCAUCAUAAACCUUGAUCCAGAAAUCAGUGCAGAGGGUUUCCGAGUCCUGCUGGAGUUCAUGUACACAUCUCGGCUUAGUUUAAGAGACAGUAGCAUCAUGGCAGUUAUGAGCACUGCACUUUACCUACAAAUGGAACAUGUUGUAGAUACCUGUCAAAGGUUCCUCAAGUCAAGCGAGGAUAUUGUGAGUUCUGUGAAGCCAUCCAGAGAGGACUUCUUGCAAGGCAGGACAAUGUUACCUCCAGAUGUUAUGGCCUACAGAAACUGCGAGAUGCCAGAAAAUACCGUAUCAGUUCGUAACACAACCAUUUGUGAUGGAAGGUCCUACAUUCCCAACAUUUACAGUGGAUCUCCAUCCUCCUACCCUCUCUACAGUCACAUUCCAGUGCAUGGGUUCCUAUUUCCAGAGGAUGAGGCAAGAGAUGUGCAAAUGACUGACAUGCAAAGAACCAGCAGGUAUCCCAAGGACAGUGUGUUACCUGGAGAAAAUUCAAGGACUGUAAUAGGAGAAUACAGGAAAGGUGUUUUGGAUAUAUCUGUAAAUAUGUGCCACAAUGUGUACUCUCCAAAGGAGGCAGCACUGGAAGACCCUCAUAGUGACUCUCACUAUAAUGUUUUGGCAGGCUCUCGGUCUGCUGGUCCCUCUGUUAGAAGCAGUCCAUACUACAGCUGUGACAAAGGGAAAGAGGAGGAGCGGACAUCCUCAGAGGAUGAAAUCACUCAGCACUUUAAACCAACAAACUCUCCGGUCAGUCGUAAGGGUCUUGUAAGCCCUCAAAGCCCUCAGAAGUCAGAUUGCCAGCCCAAUUCUCCUACAGAAUCCAGCAGCAGUAAAAAUGCCCGCAUUUCACAAGGAUCUGGUUCUCCAGUGUCCAAAGCCUUUACUGACCCAAAAGCUUGCAACUGGAAAAAAUACAAGUUGCUUAAUUCUCUCAACCAGAAUGAAAAAGGAUGUGCCACUCAAAGUGAAAUGGAAAACUUGUCUCCACAGUUCUACACAUCUCAAACAUCCUGUCAACAGUCAGUCAAGUCUGAAAACCUGGACAUUCAGACGUCACCUAAGCUUAAUGGGAACACUGAUGACUCGGCAGUAUCGCAGGCUAGCAAACUCAAUGGCAUUGUUAACAGAACAAUGGAAGGAUCACCCCUAAGCAGUGAAGGACAUUCCCCUCUCUACAUCCACACAUCUAAGUUCAGCAUGUUUUCAUCACAGUCCCCUCCUGAAAUGUGUCCCCCACACCCCUGGUUCUAACUUCGGAGAAGAGAUAACUGAGACUCGGUCAGAAUAUUCAGAUUCAAGCUGUGAAAAUGGUACAUUCUUCUGCAAUGAAUGUGACUCUCGUUUCUCUGAGGAGGGUUCCUUGAAAAGACACACUCUACAAAUGCACAGUGACAAGCCCUACAAGUGUGACCGCUGCCAAGCAUCAUUCCGCUACAAGGGGAACCUGGCCAGCCACAAGACAGUUCAUACUGGUGAGAAGCCAUAUCGCUGUAGUAUCUGUGGUGCACAGUUUAACCGGCCUGCAAACUUAAAGACCCACACAAGAAUUCAUUCUGGAGAAAAACCAUACAAGUGUGAGACCUGCGGAGCCCGCUUUGUACAGGUUGCCCACCUUCGUGCACAUGUGUUGAUUCAUACUGGAGAAAAGCCCUACCCGUGUGAGAUCUGUGGCACUAGAUUCAGACACUUGCAGACGUUAAAGAGCCAUCUUCGUAUUCAUACUGGAGAGAAGCCCUACCAUUGUGAAAAGUGCAACCUCCAUUUCCGCCACAAGAGCCAACUGAGACUUCAUUUACGUCAAAAACACGGAGCAAUCACUAACACAAAAGUCCAGUAUCGUGUGUCCUCCACAGAGCUUCCAGUGGAACUCCCUAAGUCUUGCUGA